This is a messenger RNA of Hydra vulgaris (swiftwater hydra), 1386 nucleotides long. RefSeq lists its product as uncharacterized. Gene Ontology annotation, biological process: telomere maintenance; DNA repair. Gene Ontology annotation, molecular function: DNA helicase activity. The record is from RefSeq and is a predicted model, not a curated record. Lineage: Eukaryota; Metazoa; Cnidaria; Hydrozoa; Anthoathecata; Hydridae.
AUGUCACAAACUAUAAUCCGCCUUAAAGUUCAUCUUCCUGACAAUCAGUUAGUGUAUUUUAAAGAAAGAGCAGAAGAAGCGGCUUUAGAUCGUGCUGCUCAACGCAAUACACAUCUUUCGGCAUGGUUUAAAUUACAUUCCGUAAAUAAAGAAGCCCGUCGUUAUUCAUUUGUUCACAUUCCUUAUCACUUUGUUGUUGAUGAUAAACUUUGUAAAUGGAAGGUUAGACAAAGGGGUGGUAAUAAUAUGAUAGUAAGAAUGCAUAAAGUUAAUCCGACUGGAGAAUUAUUUUUUCUGAGACUGUUACUUUUGAAGGCAAAAAGAGCAAUAUCUUGGGAGGUUGUGCGUACUGUUAAUGAUAUUGUCCUUGAAACGUUUUGUGAAGCAUGUGUUUUAAAAGAUUUGUUGCAAGAUGACACUGAAUGGCAGAAUACUCUUUUUGAGGCAGUUUUAACGCAUAUGCCAAAGCAAAUUAGACAGUUGUUUUCAAUUAUUUUGACCUUUUGUGAACCUGAAAUUCCUUUACAUCUCUCGAACACAUACAAAGCUUUUAUGAUGGAAGAUUUCAUUCACCGCUCAGUCCCACUUCUAAUAGCUACCCUUACUAAAUACAGAUCUGAACAAGCUACCCUUCGUCAAAUUGAAAAGAUCAUUAGUCAAAGUGGUAGAACACUGGCUGAUUACAAUCUGCCUGCUAUUGAUGACUUAUUGGGUUUUAAUCUAGAAAAUUUUGAUGAAAAUAUUCAACAAUAUAUUGACGAAGCCAAUAGAAUGAGACCGUUACUUAAUGUCAAUCAAUUAGAGGUAUGUAAUGCUAUCCUUGCUGCACUAAAUGAGCAACCAAGUCUAGAAAAUCGACAUUCCAGACUGUUUUUUAUGGAUGGACCAGCUGGUAGUGGAAAAAUUUUUACUUAUAAUUAUUUGAAUGCAGAAACCAUAAGUAGAGGAUUUAAGUCUGCUACAGCUGCAUGGACUGGCAUUGCAGCAACUCUUCUUACAAAUGGAUCUACAUUGCAUGGCUUAUUCAAACUUCCUGUCCCCAUAUUGGAUAACAGCACAUGUAAUGUAACUCCUAACUUUAAACACGAACAUUUUUUUAAACAAGUAAAUUUGUUUUUGCUUAAUGAAACAUCCAUGAUACCUAAACAUGCUUUGAAUGCGAUUGAUAGGUUGUUAAAAGAUGUCUGGAACAACAACUUUGCGUUUGGAGGAAAAGUCAUUCUUUUUGGUGGUGACUUUAGGCAAAUACUGUCUGUUGUGAAAAGAGGACAACCGGCUGAAAUUGUAGAAUCAUGUAUAAAAUGUUCUUUACAGUGGCAAAGGGUGCAGAAGUUUGCAUUAACUGAAAAUAUGAAAGUACAUGAUGGGGAAGGAGAGUUUUCCUAA